GAGACUCAGGCGCGAGUUCUAUUAAGUCAAGGUUACAAACCCGAUGUUGUAGCCAUUCUGGAACUCUCCGAUGACGACGCGAGUCAGCGAGACGUUGGAGGCAGCAGUGACGCCCCCCUCGGUCGACGACUCGCAGUGUAUCGAGAGCACCGGGAGACAGUUCAGCAGACCUUCGUCAAGAUGUCCACUGUGGUCCACGUCGACGCUGCGAAAUCUCGUGACGCGACGACAAAGAAACUGGUGCUGGAGAUCCAUCGAGCGCGAGGGUCUCGAGGGCCCUUUCGAGCUCGAAACCCGCCACAGUUGAUCAUCACGGGGCCUCCAGUUAGUGGCAAAGGCACGCAGUGUGAACUCCUCGUACGUGCCUUGGACGUCGUGCACUUGUCUACGGGCGAGAUGCUUCGUCAGGCGAUUCGCGACGGCACUUCACUGGGUCAACAAGCGCAAGGAUACAUGGACAAUGGCCAACUCGUUCCUGAUGAGCUCAUUGUGGGUGUCGUGCUGGAGCGGCUGGCUCUACCAGACUGCAAGUCCCGUGGCUGGCUGCUGGACGGCUUCCCACGCACAGAAGCUCAAGCGCUCGCGCUGCUGGCUGCACGGAUCGCUCCGGACUGUGUGCUGGCACUGGACGUGGCAGACGACCAAGUGGUCAAGCGCAUCGCUGGUCGACGUCUCGACCCCGAGACUGGCAAAACGUACCACAUGGAGCUCAACCCUCCGCCCUCGGACGUGGCUGCUCGUGUGAUUCAACGCAGCGAUGACACAGAGGAGACGGUGCGUACUCGACUGCAGCAAUAUCAUGCGCACAGUGAGGCUGUCGUGUCGACAUUAAGCGGCGUGUGUGAGCUGAUCCAAGCGGACGGAACGCGCUCCGUCGACCAGGUAGCAGAGCAGCUGCUGGGUGGGGCGGAGCGCUGCCUGCUACGCAACAAUGCGGCCAUCAUCUCGCUCUUCAGCAUGAACUCAAUGUACCAAACGCGUGCGUCACUGUUCCUGGCAAAUGGUACGUUUCAGAUUUAUCCGUCGAGUUCUAAUAUUUAGAACUUUCUAAUGUUGAUAUUGUG
This is a messenger RNA of Phytophthora infestans T30-4, 1064 nucleotides long. Its product is annotated as adenylate kinase, putative. NCBI's taxonomy places the organism in Eukaryota, Oomycota, Peronosporomycetes, Peronosporales, Peronosporaceae. Gene Ontology annotation, molecular function: nucleoside diphosphate kinase activity; AMP kinase activity; ATP binding. The transcript has a single exon. Gene Ontology annotation, biological process: nucleoside triphosphate biosynthetic process. The record is from RefSeq and is a predicted model, not a curated record. Gene Ontology annotation, cellular component: cytoplasm. Bases 181 to 1041 code for a protein of 286 amino acids.